AUGUUCUUCUGCUCUGCACUUCUUGUGCUCGCCGUCAAAAAACACAUACUACCUUCUGCACUGCACUUCUUGUGCUCCCCGUCACAAAACACAUACUACCUUACAUUUACAUUCUACCAGACUGCCAUCCUCAUACAUACAACUGCCAUCAAUAUGGCAGCUGUCUACGACGACCUGCUCGGUCUCCCCAAAGCACGUAGAAUUCUAAACAUCGUCAGCUACAGCGCCAAACCAAAGAUUCUCCAACUUCCGGGAGAGAUUCGUAAUCAGAUAUACCAGCUCGCGCUAUUUGAGCCCGACCUUGUUUACCGGAGGCACCAACCCAGCUGCCAUCGCUUUGGGCCUGAAACCACAUACUGGCCGAUACCAGCAAGCGCCCCUCCGGAGCCCAUGACAGCGGAGGAAAUCCAAGAAGAGCUGACGCGAAAGAAAUUAGAGCAAGACUGCUAUAAAACUUGCUGUGCUCGAGGUGGCCUCGGAUUACUGCGAACAAACAAGCAGAUUGCAGGCGAAGCAGGGUCCAUAUUCUGGCACGACUCUUCCUUCACGUUCCACAGCGCGGCACGUCUUCUGUCUGUCACCAAAAGCCUCACACAGAGAACGCGGUUCCAGAUCAGGUCUGUGAAGAUUGUGGGCGGCGCACCUGAGGAGCAGCACCGGUCUUGGGUAUCAGAAGAACGGGCUGCGUUGAGAGAUGCGCUAGCCAUCCUCCCGAAUCUCGACAAUCUCUCGGUUUCACCGUACCUUGUGGCCGCUGGUGGUCCCCAGUCCGCUUGGAGAGGAAUCCUGCGGCUGCGAAUGCUGACGAUUUGCGUAUUUUUGGAGCUUCCUCUUUACCCGCCAGAAAGCUCCACAAAUCCCAUCGUCAUGAUCAACCGCAACUAUGACAUGCCGGAAUGCCGCAUGGAUGGGGCCGAAGAAUCUUUAGUACUCAAAGCUUGCCCUUCACUUCGCAUCCGCCGGGCUAGAGUUUCACUCGAGGCAGACAAUCUGGGAGAUCGAGCCGAUGGUCUCGGAAAAGAAAUGGGCGAAUUAAGCUUGGAAUGGAUUCGGCAGAACUCACCCACACAUACUAGACACAACAGUCUUCGAUUCUGGAUCUAUCCCGGAGACGGAGUCCGUCAACCAGUCGACCUGUUAGGCCUGCAAAGACGCACCGAACCUCCCAGUGUAUACCGCGGCCCGCCCGCACAGCGAAAGCAACGGAAAGUGGUCUAUGAAGAGGAGCUGGAGCCAGACGACUUCUCAAUUCAUGACAAACCCAUCAAAACUCGACGAAACCAUCGUGGGGGGACGAAAUGUUCGAUAAACCAGCGUGAUCGUGCAUCUCGAAGCUUGAAGGUGCAAAGCUCCAAGCGAAAGCACGGUUUCACAGGACCGUCUUCAAAGACUGGAACUGCUGCAGUGUCUGUGCAAGAGCAAGAACACGAGCCGCAGCAAGAGCCCCAGCAAGAGCAAGACCAGGAACACGAGCAGGAACACGAGGAAAAGGCCACCACCCAUAAGACCAAAACCGACGCAGAAAAUCAAGAAAAGUGA
This is a messenger RNA of Sphaerulina musiva SO2202, 1539 nucleotides long. RefSeq lists its product as uncharacterized. The record is from RefSeq and is a predicted model, not a curated record. The transcript has a single exon. NCBI's taxonomy places the organism in Eukaryota, Fungi, Ascomycota, Dothideomycetes, Mycosphaerellales, Mycosphaerellaceae. Bases 1 to 1539 code for a protein of 512 amino acids.